UCUUCUUCUUCCUUCCUUAACCUGUCACGCCUCUCUCACUCUCCCUUUCAGAGUUUCUGUUUUCAGUUUUCACGCCUCCCCUCUCAAUCACAUUGCACAGAAUGCAAAAUCCACAACCGCUCGCCGCACUGGCCGUCGUCGGUAUUUGAAAAUCGCCUGCGACCACCGUGCCAUACACCUCCGGUGGAGCACUGUAGGGUGCGGUUCGGAUCGGUGCAGGCCGGUUUUGUCGGCUGCGGGCAGAAUCUGAACAGGCCUACAGACAGGUUUCUGGGACUCACUCUCUCUCUGUUGUUCGGACUAGGAAUAACUUCAUCUUAGUUUGUUCUGCUGUUCAUCCUAAGAGAUGGGGAAAGCGAAGAAAGGUCCCAAAUUUGCUGCCAUGAAAAAAAUGGUCACCAAAAAAUCCAUUAAAAAUUACAAACAACAGGUUUUGGACCCAAAAAAGAAUGAUAACAACGAAAAGAAGCUCCCAAGAAAUGUGCCGAAGGUUUCAUCUGCACUUUUCUUCAAUUACAACACCUCGUUGGGACCACCAUAUCGGGUUUUGGUAGAUACUAACUUCAUCAAUUUCUCUAUCCAGAAUAAACUGGACUUGGAGAAGGGAAUGAUGGACUGCCUAUAUGCAAAAUGCACUCCUUGUAUCACGCAAUGUGUGAUGGCAGAGCUUGAGAAGCUAGGUCAGAAAUAUCGAGUUGCUUUGAGGAUUGCUAAGGAUCCUCGUUUUGAAAGACUAAUUUGCACUCAUAAAGGGACCUAUGCUGAUGACUGUAUUGUUGACAGAGUUACAGAGCAUAAAUGCUACAUUGUUGCUACAUGUGAUCGAGAUUUGAAGCGAAGGAUCCGAAAGGUUCCUGGUGUACCAAUUAUGUAUAUUACUCGGCACAAGUACUCAAUUGAACGGUUGCCUGAAGCAACAGUCGGUGGAGCUCCAAGGUAUUGAUGAUGGAAGUAAGAUGUUCAACAAUGGGAAGGCUUAGAUUCUGUUAUGAUUAAUCAGGUUGAGUACUGAUCUUUGUUUGAACUUCCUUCUGUCCUGAGUGAAAGAAAAGGAGAAAGAAGUUUUGUGUAGGUUAUAUAAUUUUGGAUUCUCACUUGUUAAAUUGAAUUAGAGUUUUUACUUAUCAAAAAAAAAAUUGAAUUAGAGUUUUGUCUUGUUUUAUCUUGACUUCUAUAAUUUAAGAACCUAUAUACGUAUCUCCUACUUGUUAACUACUGGAGUUUGUCCCAACAAUUACUCUCUUGCUGUGGUCUAAAAUCUAUUCAACUCAUAAGCACUGAAUGUGCCAAUGCACGUGUGGAUGUGCAAAAUGAUGUAUA
Quercus lobata is the source of this 1320-nucleotide messenger RNA. Its product is annotated as rRNA-processing protein FCF1 homolog. The transcript has 10 exons. Gene Ontology annotation, cellular component: small-subunit processome. The coding region runs from base 347 to 943 and encodes 198 amino acids. NCBI's taxonomy places the organism in Eukaryota, Viridiplantae, Streptophyta, Magnoliopsida, Fagales, Fagaceae. The record is from RefSeq and is a predicted model, not a curated record.